This is a messenger RNA of Brienomyrus brachyistius, 4409 nucleotides long. It is a transcript of the gene klc3, whose product is annotated as kinesin light chain 3. Gene Ontology annotation, biological process: axo-dendritic transport. The record is from RefSeq and is a predicted model, not a curated record. Lineage: Eukaryota; Metazoa; Chordata; Actinopteri; Osteoglossiformes; Mormyridae. Bases 640 to 2178 code for a protein of 512 amino acids. The transcript is spliced from 12 exons. Gene Ontology annotation, cellular component: cytoplasm; membrane-bounded organelle; kinesin complex. Gene Ontology annotation, molecular function: kinesin binding.
UCUUAUAGUUUUUAUUGCAUGUAUUAUGUAAUGAAAGACUCAACUUUUAGCGGCUGUUCAACGGGAAUUAACUUGAACUUAAAAUUAGACUCUAACACGUCAUUAUAAGGCACUGAACUUUUCAAGAGAACUUUGUUUUGUUGAGAACUCAAUGCCCUGAAAUGCCUUUUUCAUUAUUACAGCAUAUAUUCUACAUGUACACUGAAAGCAGCUCAUAUAAUAGCUACUAUUGAAAAUGAGUGCAUAUUUUCACAGAGCUGAUACUGCUGCUUAUAUUUUAAUCAGAUUUCACAUUUUUAAUUGAAGUAAUCUCUCUUUGAAGCAAAAACACUGCUAACUGUGAGUAAGUGUGAAUUAGGGCACUUGAGCCUAGCAGUCCAUGUUUCAUCCAUCUUUCAUGCUGCUUUUCCACUACAAGGUCACAGUGAUAAAAUUAAUAUAUAUGAAGAUCUAUUGAAUGAACAGGAUUGAAGCACGCGAUGCUUCAUAAUUGCAUAGCGAAAAUGAAAGACAUUGUUAGACAGAUUCAAUUCAAUAUAAAGAAUCUUUGUGGAAUGUUGCAUGUGCUAUAUAACAGGAGAGAAGGUCACCUGUCAGAUUUCUCAGUUCUGAUCAUAUAGAUCUAGGUGGGGCUCAGUCAUGUUGUCAGAAGACAUCCUGUGCGGCACACGGCAGGUCAUCGCAGGGUUAGAAGCUCUACGGGGAGAGAACCAGAGCCUCCUGGACAGCCUACAGGAGAUCCGGCAGCACGGGCCAGCCGGUGAGGCCGGCAGUGUGGAACAUGAGAAGCAUGGUCUCAUCCAGCAGUCACUGGACAGGAUUGAGCUAGGCCUGGGGGAAGCUCAGGUGAUGGUGGCUCUGUCGGCGCACCUCAGCUCCCUGGAGGCCGAGAAGCAGAAGCUGCGGGCUCAGGUCCGCCGGCUGUGCCAGGAGAACCAGUGGCUGCGCGAUGAGCUGGCCAGCGCCCAGCAGCGGCUGCAGGAGCUGGAGCAGCAGAUGGUCACCCUGGAGGAGCAGAACCAGCACCUGCAGUUCAUGAGCAGCAUUCGAAAAUACGACCAGGAUGAGUCACCGUUGGAUGACAAAGAAACCGCCUCUUCUAAGGAAUCCCUAGAUGAUCUCUUCCCUACGGAAGAGGAGGAACAGUCACAGAUCUCCCGGCAGCACAGCAGCGCAGCCGUAGCCGCCCAGCAGGGAGGGUAUGAGAUCCCUGCCCGCUUGCGUACCCUACAUAACUUGGUGAUCCAGUACGCCUCCCAGGGCAGGUAUGAGGUGGCCGUGCCCCUGUGCAAGCAGGCUCUGGAGGACUUGGAGAAGUCCUCGGGCCAUAUCCAUCCUGACGUGGCCACCAUGCUUAACAUCCUCGCCCUGGUCUACAGGGAUCAGAAUAAGUACAAAGAGGCAGCCAACUUACUGAAUGAUGCACUGGCCAUACGGGAGAAGACCCUAGGCAUAGAUCACCCUGCAGUGGCGGCUACCCUCAACAAUCUGGCAGUUUUAUACGGCAAAAGGGGCAAGUUCAAGGAGGCGGAGCCACUGUGCAAGAGGGCACUGGAGAUCAGAGAGAAAGUGCUGGGAAUGGACCAUCCAGAUGUAGCCAAACAGCUAAACAACCUGGCCUUGCUGUGUCAGAACCAAGGAAAAUACCAAGAGGUGGAACAGUAUUACGAGCGUGCCCUGCAUAUCUACGAGAGCCGCUUGGGGCCAGAUGAUGCCAACGUGGCCAAGACCAAGAAUAACCUGGCCUCCUGUUACUUAAAGCAAGGAAAGUACCGACAAGCUGAGGCCCUUUACAAGGAGAUCCUGACCCGGGCCCAUGAGAAGGAGUUCGGAUCAGUCGAAGGGGACGGCAGCUCCAUGUGGUUCAGCACAGAAGAGGGAACCUACCGACAGGACGGACUGGGCAGCCUGAAACGCAGUGGCUCCUUCACCAAACUGCGGGAGUCCAUCCGGAGGAGCAGCGAGAAGCUGGUGCGCAAGCUGAAGGGAGUCGGGACGGAGGACGCCACUGCUCCUACUCCAGGAAUGAAAAGGGCCAAUUCCCUUAAUGUGUUGAACGUUGGCGUACGAGAGAACCAGGAUGCAGCCCAGAGUCUUAGCAGCUUGACAGACUCUCGGAACCUGAGCUCCAGCGCCCAGAGUCUGGCUCGUCGUGCGUCCCUGACUGGAACCAGAUAGUAGCCCACCUGGCAACCUUGGACCCGUAACCCUGGACCUGUGUCUGUGAGUGGCCCGCUUCCUGCUUAAGACCCACUUAUCUCCUAAACCUUCACUUGUCCCACUGGAUUAUCUGUACCAAGACACAAAAGAAUCCUGGUGAAUGGCUGUGCUGAUCCCACAGGGGCAUUGGGGACUUGUCGGAUAAAUGCAGGAUUCAGCCCCAUUUCUCAGACAAGAAGCCAGUUGUGUGGGUAAAUCUGAUUGGAUUAUUUAACACAAAUGUUAUGCAGCAAGGGAAGACUGUCUGUGGACUCACACUGGUUGAAUUUCAUGUGCUACUGGUUCACUAAACCAUGUAGGUCAAAUAACAAAAAAAAAUAAAAUAGAUGUCAGCACUGUGUGUAGGGUAGAUUCACCAGCACUGGAAAAGGGCAGUGUCUUAACACUUUUCAACCAGCCAGUUGAUUAUACUCUCUGGCUGUGACUGGUUGGUUGAAACAAAAUCUUAAUCUGGAUUUUUACUUCUUGGACAUGAACUUUCCACCUCUGCAAAUAAUUUCAUUUUACUUUUUUUUUUUUGCUCAAUUCCAUUACGUAAUCAUGACUUUAAAAACGUUAUGAAUAUGAAUGAACAUUAUUAAGUUCAGUAGUAACAAAGUAAGUGUCAUUUUAGGAAAAGUUUAACUCAAACUUUUUUAUAUUUUACACAUAUUUUGAUAUUUACAUUUUUUAAAUUAUUGUUAAAAUGACAUAAAAAGCACAAUUAUCUCAAGCCUACAAUAAUAAAAAGAAACUAGAUCCAGUUUGAUAAAUUACAUGCUUUUUGCUGUAUUCUGGUAGCGAACUAGCAGAGAAGAAAAUUAACACUGUACAAUUAACACUGUACACUGUACAAUGUUUAAAAACUGAAAGGGAGGCUGAAAAUGAAAUUUGCUUCGUCUUCAAGCAGUCUGUUUUUGAAGUUUAAAAUGAAUCCCUGCCUUAUAUUUCAAUACAAACAUUUCAGCAAUAGCUGGUUCCCUGACCACUGCACCCCUUGAAACACACUAUUGCUAUAAAACUGAAAUGACCUGGUUAGUACCUUCACUGUGGUAUUUUUAGUCACAUUGGCACUGACUCGUACAUUAAAAAUGCAGUCAUUGUGUUAAUAUUUUUCUUCAAGUGUUACGGAAUAAUGUACCAAAAGUCUCAAAGUAACAGCUCCAAUUAUUUAUUUUUAUUGUAGUAUCAAAGUCUAUUUUCGUUUGCCAUCAUCUGCAAUAUAAUUUCUGUAAAACUAACUCCUUGUCCAUGCUCGUAUCCUCAAAGCAAAUUGCUAUACAUAAUUUUUUCCCAUAGUCAUCAAAUGUGUACUAUUUAAAAAAUAUUAUGAUUUUCAGAAACAAGCUACAUUACUAAAUCAGGAUACUGAUCUUCAGUUGACUGAAUUAAUAUUGAUAGUCCCCAUAUUUUAUGAACUCCAGCUUUGUCUGAUGUAACCCUGUAGGCAGCCCCUAUGUCUAGAGCUGGUAGCAUUAGCUUACCCAGCUUUCAAAUCCACAGCCAGACAAGCUGAUUAUAUUACAAACCACGCUUUCAGCAGCUCUGUUGUGCUGGUUAAAUAUGUAGCACUUCAAGGAGCAGGAAUUCAGUUUCUGAUAACUGAUCUUAGUAAAACAUAAAAGAAGAGUCAUAUAAGUGGGAACACGUUUCAAAAUUGUAAACAUACAGGUUGCAGGUCUGUAAAACCUUGAUGUAAACACUAAGGAGAAAUGCAUCUCACUGCAGCAGUGAUCGCAACUCAAACUGCCGAUAUUGUCUUUAAACACUAAGUAGGUUCAUGGGACAAUGACUGUUCGAGUUUUAAUCAAAAUGACUACAUUAUUUUUUACUAAACAGAAGAUACUGUUAUACACCAAGUGAAUGCUUUUGCUGCCAUAAUUGUCAUAAGUACUGUCUGCUCAUAUGUCUGAUUUAGACUGGAAACUUGGUUACUGUUUAAUGUUUGCAGAGUACUUUAAUAUAAACAGUUUUAAGAUGAAAAGAUUCAUUUAAUUGCAGACAAAAUGCACUAGAGAAGUGGGUUUAGGAAAAAAGUCUUUAUCAUUUGUUACAAUGUGUUUAAGGUUGGAGCUGCCAUGUUCAACAUGUGCAAGAACAAUCUUUGAAAACUGAUACAAAAUUUUACUCUGAUUCAACUUUUUGUUCAACUAGACAAAAUUCGGUGUGUAUUACAUAAUACUCCAAAUAUCAUAUGAUUCAAAUAUGAA